This is a messenger RNA of Haliaeetus leucocephalus (bald eagle), 1923 nucleotides long. It is a transcript of the gene PDGFB, whose product is annotated as platelet-derived growth factor beta polypeptide. NCBI's taxonomy places the organism in Eukaryota, Metazoa, Chordata, Aves, Accipitriformes, Accipitridae. Gene Ontology annotation, molecular function: growth factor activity; platelet-derived growth factor receptor binding. The transcript has 7 exons. Gene Ontology annotation, biological process: positive regulation of protein autophosphorylation; positive regulation of MAP kinase activity; positive regulation of cell population proliferation. The record is from RefSeq and is a predicted model, not a curated record. Gene Ontology annotation, cellular component: membrane. Bases 144 to 965 code for a protein of 273 amino acids.
GCGCAGAGGCAGGCGAGUCACCGAGAAUUACUUCUGUCUCCCCUCACCACCACCACCACCACUGCCACCCACCUCCUCUUCCAAGGACUCCAGCAACUCUCCAGCCCGGCUCGGAGGGGACAUGGGAACGCGGGGAGCCCUCGAUGCCUGAGGCCGGGCGGCCGCGGAGCUGUCUGCGGGAAGCGCUUCCCAACCGGGGCUCGCCGUCCAUGUACCCGCAGCCGGCGGGGCCUGAAGUCGGGAUGAAUUUCGGCGUGGUCUUCGCGUUCAUCCUCUCCCUGCCCCUGGCCCGCCUGGAGGGGGACCCCAUACCUGAAGACAUUUAUGAGAUUUUGGGUGGCAGCUCAGUGCGCUCCAUCAGCGACCUCCAGCGUGCCCUGCGGAUAGACUCCGUAGAGGAGGACAGCUCGAGCCUGGACCUGAAUGCAACUCAGCCCAGUCAAAACCCGAUGGCCCUGUCUCGAGAGCGACGAAGCCUAGAUGCUCUGGCAGCAGCAGAGCCAGCUGUCCUCGCGGAGUGCAAGACGCGGGCGGUGGUCUUUGAAAUCUCCCGCAACAUGGUGGACAGCACCAACGCCAACUUUGUGGUGUGGCCGCCCUGCGUAGAGGUGCAGCGCUGCUCCGGGUGUUGCAACAACCGCAAUGUGCAGUGUCGUCCCACGCAGAUUCGCGUCCGGCAUGUCCAGGUGAACAAGAUUGAAUUUGUCCAGAGGAAGCCAAAAUUCAAAAAAGUCGUUGUGCCUUUGGAGGACCAUGUGCAGUGUCGGUGUGAAGCAGUGUCCCGUCAGCCCCCCAGGAACAGCCGACCAGGACCACGUGAACAGAGACGCUUGUCACCGUCGUUCACCACAGCCGCUGUCUCACAGAGGCGGCGAGUACGCCGGCCGCCGGCGCAGAAGAGGAAACAUAAGAAGUACAAGCAUGUCAACGAUAAGAAAGUGCUGAAAGAAAUCCUCAUAGCAUAGAAGUGCUGGCAGGGGAGAGAGAGCACAAGGUUUAUUUAAUAUAUUUGCUGUAUUGCCCCCAUGGGGUCCUUGGAGUGAUAACUUUUCUUCUUUGUCCGUCUGCCUCGACGUCUGAUUCAGACGGCAAUUGGUGCUUCCCUUUCCAUCAGUGGACCUUCUCCCACCAAAGCCUCUCCCUUCUUUCAUUUAUUAGCAUAAUUUUAAAGUUUUACACACAAAAGACAAGGACAAACAUGACCUAUAUAUAUAUAUGAGAAAAGAACAAAGUACAAAUAAAACCAUGAACCCUGACAGCCACAACAUGCGACAAGGACAGGACAACGCCUUCCCAGCUCCAGAGGACAGGAUGGAAAAUGUGAAGAGGAAAGUGGGUCCAAUUACUUCCGAGGGGAGGAGAAAAACAAAUGGACAGAGGGCGGAAGGGGAAUAUUCUCCCUUUCCCUCGUGUUUCUGGUAAGGCUGGGGGGCCCGGCUGAGAUCAACACUUGCACUGGACCUACAUUUUGAAAACAGGCAUAUCUCAGAUUGUGAGCGGCGACCAAUGAUGGAAAAUGCACUAAGGACUUUUAUCGCCCUACCUGGACAGAUAUAUAUUUUUAACGUGCGUGUGUAUAUUUUAUUUUAAAAAAGAAAAACCAAAACCACUAAGAUACACAACAUCUCGGGGAACAGAACAAAAAAACAAAACAAAACAAAACAAAACAAAGAAGCCAAAUGCAUUCCCCCCCUCCCUUUCCCCUCCUGCUCCUGGUGCUGACUGGAAGGUGUUUGGAUCGUGGGGAAGGAGCAGACGGCAGCAGAAUCGUCUCCACGCCCCCGGCCCCUGCCAAGGGGAGCCAUCUUUGCACAUGCUGGUGGAGAAUUCAACUUUCCAGGCUCAGACUCAAAUUAUUUUUUAAAUUCGCUCUGUAUGUGUGCGCGUGUAUAUGUGUGUAUAUAUAUAUACGUGUGCGUGCGU